Molecule: messenger RNA, 2186 nt
Organism: Salvelinus namaycush (lake trout)
Lineage: Eukaryota; Metazoa; Chordata; Actinopteri; Salmoniformes; Salmonidae
Product: vascular endothelial growth factor receptor 3-like
Exons: 14
Coding region: 1-1695 (564 amino acids)
Biological process (GO): protein phosphorylation; positive regulation of kinase activity; multicellular organism development
Cellular component (GO): signaling receptor complex
Molecular function (GO): transmembrane receptor protein tyrosine kinase activity; ATP binding
Source: RefSeq, a predicted model, not a curated record
AUGUCUCUGUCCAGAAUUGGCUCUGAGCUGCAGGCGCGGAUCCAGGCGUCGCCAGCGUUCCUUGCGGAGCAGGAGGAGUGUGUGUUGGAACGGCUGCGGAGGGAGCAGCAGCACGGCUCUGGAACAGCUGCAGCGCCACCUGGAGGCUGGAAGGUGUUGGGUCAUGGAGCAUUUGGGAAGGUCAUCGAGGCCUCCAUCUUUGGCAUCAGGCAGAACAACAGCCUGGACACUGUGGCGGUGAAGAUGCUGAAAGAGGGAGCGUGUGCCAGCGACCACAAGGCUCUGAUGUCAGAGCUGAAGAUUCUGAUCCACAUUGGGAACCAUCUUAACGUGGUCAACCUCCUGGGGGCAUGCACCAAACCCAACGCCCCCCUCAUGGUGGUGGUGGAGUACUGCAAGUAUGGGAACCUGUCCAACUACCUGAGAGCCAAGAGAGAGUUCUUCCUACCUUACAGGGACCGUUCCCCGAAGACUCAGAGCCAGGUGAGACGCAUGAUAGACGCGGGACAAGUGGAGCAGAGAGCCCGCCUCCCACCUUCCCCGUCCUCCUCCUCUAUUGGCAGCCCCCAGAAUCAGUCAUCCAGCAAGUCCAAUCAGAAGAGCCACUCUCCUGCUGUGGAGAAAAUGGAGGACCUAUGGAAGACUCCUCUCACUAUAGAAGAUCUGAUCUGCUAUAGUUUCCAGGUGGCCAGAGGAAUGGAGUUCCUGGCCUCACGAAAGUGUAUCCACAGGGACCUUGCAGCGAGGAACAUCCUACUGUCAGAGAACAACGUGGUGAAGAUCUGUGACUUCGGCCUGGCUAGAGACAUCUACAAAGACCCCGACUACGUCAGGAAGGGCAACGCCCGUCUGCCACUGAAGUGGAUGGCUCCAGAGAGUAUCUUUGACAAGGUUUACACCAGCCAGUCUGACGUCUGGUCCUUUGGUGUUCUACUCUGGGAGAUCUUCUCUCUGGGUGCAUCUCCGUACCCAGGUGUCCAGAUCGAUGAGGACUUCUGUAAACGACUGAAAGAUGGAACCAGGAUGAGAGCUCCUGAAACAGCUUCCCCUGAGAUCUAUGGUAUAAUGCUGGCCUGCUGGCAGGGCGAGCCCCGGGAGAGACCUACCUUCCAAGCCCUGGUAGAUAUCCUGGGAGACCUACUACAGGACAACAGCCUACCAGAUGGUAAGGACUACAUCCCCCUGAAUCCGUCCCAGAAAUCGGAGGAUGACAGUUUCUCUCACGCCUCAUCACGAACCACUUCACAGGAGGAACUGAGACUGGCCUGUCACAGCAUACCCAUCAGGUAUUAUAACUGUGUGCCCUUCGCUGGCUGUGUGUUCGUGGGGCCGUCGAAGCUGUCGUCAUGCCAACCUGGAGUCAAGACAUUUGAGGAGCUACCAAUGGAAACGACCUGGCAUAAAACCCACAACAACGGAGACAACCAGACAGACAGUGGGAUGGUUCUGGCGUCAGAGGAGUUUGAGAUGAUCCAACACGAACACAGAGGAGCCAAUAGAAGUACAGAGCGCCUGGUGGUGGUAGAGUCCAGCGGUAGCCCCGUUAGUUCCAGACACCGACCAGCCUUCCUCUCCCAACUCUCUGGCCAGACCUUUUACAACAACGAGUAUGGUCAGCUGUCAGAGGAGGGCAGGGUCCUGGACUUCUUCUCCUCCCCUGACGAUACACGCUGCCUCGCAUCCUCCAACCUGUGAUGUCAUCAUCACAGUGGGCUAGCCCCUCCAACCUGUGAUUGACUGUAGUGAGCUAGCCCCUCCUCCAACCUGUGAUGUCAUUAUCACAGUGGGCUAGCCCCUCCAACCUGUGAUUGGCUACAGUGGUUUAGCCCCUCCAACCUGUAAUUGACUACAGUGGGAUCCAAUAGUUCAGAUUCCAGUCUUGCUAGCCACAAGGGUUGGGAGUAUACUCAAUCCCUCUCCUUCCCUCUCUUCCUUGCUGUCACUCUUUCCCUCUCUUCCUUGCUGUCACUCUUUCCCUCUCUUCCUUGCUGUCACUCCUUCCCCUCUCUAUGGCCAACCGGCCCAUACUGGACUGAGUCGUCUGUACAUGCAGUUCUCUAUCCAACCACGGGGUGGCAGUAGUAUGUCAAAACCAAAGUAUUUUAUAUCAACCACAGUUCAGAUUUGUAUCUUUAUACAGAGUAAGCUUUUGUUUAUUUGUACAAAAAUAUGAAAAUAAAGAAAUA